AGUUCGCGGCCGACACAGCCGACGUCGCGAGUGCAGUGGAGUGGGGUUCAGUAGCCGCAGUGCGAGCGCCGGCUGCGGACGUCUCGUAGCUCCGGGCACCUCCGCGACGCUCUCCGAAGGGGCACGCCUCCACGCUGGAGCUCUGUUUGCGUGUUACUGUGCUCGCCGUCUGUGUGUGAUUCUGGACUCGUAAACCCGCUAGCGGACACGCCCACCGCUGGAAUAACAGCGUCGCCGCCGCCUCCGGCCACGAUCUCUUGUGAUGACAUGCGAGGAACAGCCACGUGAAGGACGCCCCUGGCCAUCCGCAGCCCACGGCAGGCAACCGCCACGGAGAUGCGCGCUUUCAUAGAGUUCACGGCCGGGCUCGCGACAUGGAGGAGGAGUGCGGGCCGUGCGGGGGCCCGCCGCCCCCGCAGUUCUCGUUGCCCCCGCCGCCGCGGCCGCCAUUCCUGGUCGACGGCGACUGCUCGGAGGACGGCCCGCUGCUCGCCUUCGAGGUCUGCGACGCCUUGCCCGUGCUGGACGCCGAGCUGCACAGCAGCCCCGCCAUCCCGUCCACGGCCGUCAUAGUGGGCAGCUGCGUGCUGCUCCUCGCCACCCUGCUCAUCGCCUCCGUGCUGCUCUUCAAGUAUAAGCGGAAGGUGCCGAACGCGGCGCCGAACAAGGCGGCGUCGGCGCCCGUGCACUGCGACACCGCGUCGUCUGCCGGCCUGGGCGGCGUCGGCGGAGCAGACCCCUCCUACGAGGACUCCGGCAGCGUCCGUCCGCGCACAGCGCCACCUGCUGAGUCGCCCAAGCUGCAGAUGACUGACCUGAAAUCCAACGGAGCUGGCUAUCCGAAUGGAUUUCCUGUUCUACGUGAUCCAUCGCUCUACAUAGGGUCGCAUCCUUACAUAUCAGAAGAUCUUUACAACCCAGUCUACGAAGAAAUAUCACAUGGGUCUGGUGAGCGCGGCGAGACGGACAGCGAGCUGCCCGCGUCGGAAGACGAGUUCGCGGAGGAUGAGCUCAGCCUGGCCGAAGCGCCUCGCCCGCAGCGGUCGCCGCCCCCGCUGCUGCUGCACUCGCUGGCGGCCUCCGCCGGUUCGCUGGACGGCCGAGGCGGCCGCACGCGCCCUCCGCCUCCGGGCCUGGGGGCGGCCGUCUCCAGCGCCGCCUCCGAGUCGCCGUUCUACGAGCCGACGUCGCCGGACCUGCGGUACAGCAGGUGCACCGUGGCGCACCUGCCCAGCCCGCCGCCCCCGGCACCCACCUCCGCAGGCCCCGGCGGCAGCGUGAGGCGGUCCCGCGGGCACCGCAGCAACGACAGCGAGUUCCACGAGGGGAUGCUGUUGGACGCUCUGCUGCACCAGCUCUACUACCAGCAGCAGCAGCAGCAGCAGCACUCGAUGCCCUUCGCCAGCCCCCACGUCCCCGAGCUGUACGGCCCGCACCGGGCGUCGCCGCAGCUGCCCCACAGGACGCUGCCGCACUUCUACCACCACCCGGGCGCCGAGGUGUUCACCACUCUGCGGCACCACCACGCCGGUCCCCCCGCUUCGCCGGUGCCGCACCGACACCACCACCAGCAACAGGCGCAGAGGCGAAGGCCGCCCGUCGACCGCUCCGGAUCGCCACUCGGUCUGUCGUAGUACCGCCUGCUGCUGCUGCCCUAGCGCAGUGGCGGCAGGAGAGGCGUGUGCUCUACAGGGAUCCGCUCAUUUUGAUACUGCCCAGUGAGUUGUUACUGUACACUACCGUCUAGUUGUCUGCACGUGGAUGAAAAAACAAUAGGCGUUCCACUAUUUUGACAGUAAAGCGCUUCCCAGACUUUCACCUUCAUCAGAAACCCGCAAAGAGAAGCACACGAGCUAACAAUAGGCCGUUGGUUGUGUACGUUCAGUAACAGAUGCUGGUCAUUGCGGUUGCACAGGGUGUCCCAAAAUUAUCUUUACCCGUUUACUUGAUAAUAACGACUACUUUUCAGCAUGUUACAAGUUUCCUUUCCUUACUCAUAAACGUCAAUGUGUUGUCCACCUCCACUACACAUUCGGCUGCCAUCCUUGUACACUCCAGGAAAUUUGUGGUGACAGGUCAAGAUACAUUGCAAAUGCAUGUCCUGUAGGUAUGUAUUCGUAGUUCAGUGAACCUGAUCAUUUACAAAACUUCAUAGGGAGACUAGGGGUCGAAAGGCGUGUCUGUGCGUAAAGAAGUGUAGACUGCCCUCUUGGGUAUUGGCGAAUAAGCUGCGAGACUUUGAAGAUAUGCACUAUGUAAAUACUUUGUAAUAGAUCUGACUAGAGAAAUAGCCGGCCGGUGUGGCAGAGCGGUUCUAGGCUCUAUAGUCUGGAACCGCGCGACCACUACGGUCGCAGGUUCGACUCCUGCCUCAGGCAUGGGUGUGUGUGAUGUCCUUAAGUUAGUUAGGUUUAAGCAGUUCUAAGUUCUAGGGGACUGAUGACCUCAGAAGUUAAGUCCCAUAGUGCUCAGAGCCAUUUGAACCACUAGAGAAAUAAAUAGGGAAUAGUCACCCAUCACAUAUUUUCAUAAAUUCAGUAACAAAAAGAGAUAAGGGCCUGCAUAUGCAAUAUGUGUGAGGACACAUAGAUGAAUAGGUUUGCAAAUACAGUAAUUUCCUUUGAAGGUGUGUUAGCUACCUGAUUGCAGCAUCAGCUGUGCAACAGGGCUAUCUUCCCUUUCCCUUUACAUCUAUUUUCACAUAGAUACUCCGCAAGCCACCAUAUGAUGCUUGGCGGGGGGUAUCCUGUACCACUACUAAUCAUUUCCUUUGUGAAUAUAAGUUACGAAAGCACAACAAAGUUGGUUGUCAGAGUUAUUAACAGCUAAGUUAAUUCACUUCAUACAUAACAUCAUGUUAGCAGGUAACAAGAUGAUGUCUCAUAGCAGCAGCGAGCAGCCGAGCACCCUAUGACCUGCCUUCUGCCAGCACCUAAAACAUCAUUAGUAUGCAAGGAAAUCCUACUUACCUGUUACAUACAAGAAGUGGAAUGUGUAUCUGUAUGUGUGUAUGUCCAGAGUCUCUUCUCAAAUUCCUAUAUUGAUUUCAACCAAAUUUGGCACAGAAAAAGCAGGUCUCUUGAGCAUUAGUACUGUAGGAUCUAUAGUGUCCUAGUUCAAAAGGAGACGGGAUACAGGCAAUAACCCUUUCUUCCAGCCUCUGGCAUGUAGGUUACCCUGUGUGACACACAUUAUUGGUAAACAAUAUCAAUCUGUCAAAACAAACUGCUUUGCAAGGCAGCCUAUAUGUCAGCAGUAAGAAACAAUUUUCUUAACUCCAACUUGUACGCUGCCCUGCAUGACAGAUAUGUUGUGUUGGAGUAGUAUUUUCCUGCUUUAUCGAACUGCUUUUGCAUGGUGGUCUGUAAGUCAGUGGCAAAUAAAUGAUUUUGAAGCCCCUAAUGUGUGGCCAACCUGCAUGGUAGACACGUGGGAGUAGUAUUGGCCUCCUUUAUUCAUCUGUAUAGGGUGGAGAGCAUAGAGGUAGUGGGCAGGUGGAGAAGGAACAGAGGAGACAGAGAUCGACAGAGAAAGGGGGGGGAGAAUAUGGUCAGAAGGAGUGGGAGGAAGAUAUGCUCAGACAGACAGGUGGAGAGAAUGGGCAAGAACAAGAAGAGGAGGAGAUGAAGAGAGAGAGAGAGAGAGAGAGAGAUAGAGAGAGAGAGAGAGAGAGAGAGGGAGAGAGUUUGGAGAGGAAGUGACAGACAGAUAAAGGUGGGAUGAGGAGAAGAUAGACACCAAGAGGAAGAGUGGGAUGCAGAUAGGGGGAUGUGGAAGUUGUAAACUCUUAGCGCUGAGGUUUCUCUUUGGGCUUCGAUGUCUGAAAUAGCUGCACCUUAAAGGUAAAAAGACAUAAACUCUCAUGCAAGGCUUUAUCCACUGUUGAUCUGGACACCUGCAACUAUCUGGUCACUGUACACACUGGUUUGUCAGAGUCCCUGCAAACUCCUGUCAACCCUCGUCCAUGUAGACGACUUAGAUGGCCUACCCACUGUCUGUGAGGAACACUACCUGUUUUCAUAAAUGACGUAUGUCAAGUCCAAAUAGUUGGUACGAACGGCAGUUCUCUACCACAUUACGUCCGAAUACUUCUCUGCAGAUCGCUUACGAUCUUCGUCUCUAUGAACCAUUUUUCGUCAGAUUGGCAGAGGCAGAACCUGGAAAAUGAAAAAUUUUUGUUUUCUGUGUUACAUGUAGAAAACCAGUUGUUAUUACCUGGCAUAAUUUUGGUGUAAAGAUUAACUAUACACACUCUGUAGUAGACCUGAAUGCGUCACAGAAACAGUCGAGUCACUACGGACAAAUUUACAGUGUUUCUGAUCCGUCCAGGACGACACCGAUAUUGAAAUGUUUCACUCCUCUUUGUGGCCUUAAGAACGAGUUUUUGUAAUCAUGAAAUGUUGUAUUUCCUACAUUGUUCAGGAUUUUCUGAAUCACACAGUUGACAGAUAUCGUUUGUGCAUAUAAAAAUAUCUGGUAUAUAAGAAUUUGAGUAGUCGUAUAUCUUGCAUAAGUAUCAAACCUGCAGUUUGCUAUUAAAACAAAUUGAAAGUGAUGUUUAACAAGUGCUGUUAAUAUGUCACUGGUAAACAUACUCAUGAUAUUUUUUACGUUUAACUUAAAUGCAUAAGCUUUUAUCACUUAUUGAAUCAUGAGCAAUGAACGAAAUUGGAAAACUAAUGUAACCUCCCAUGUUAAAUUAGUAUUCCCGUUUUACGACUUGGUAUUUUCCUUUCCCAUUCCAUUAUAUAAUUAACAUAUUGGAUUAAAUUUUUGUAUCCAACUGUACCAAUCAUGGAGGAACGGUAAUAUUUUAAAAAGUUCAAUCAUGAUAACAUCAGCUGGCAAUUACGGAUUGUUUUCAUGUUAUGAUGAACCAGUGAUCUCUUCCACACACAUUCAUAUCUAUUACUGCUUUGAGAUGCUAUACAUGUCACCUUUCUGAUUCACUGUUUAAGUUCCUAAUUGCUGAUACAAAUUUGUUGGUUCGGGUAUGACGGACUUUUUUAAACAUAAGUAAGUGUGAAAAAAUUCAAGCAAUGAUCUAGAGUUUAUUUUUCCUUUUUUAAACACAUUGUUAGUAGAAUUCAGAAGCAUUUAGUGCAAGGAGCAUAAAUGAGGUAUCUCUGCUUUCAUAUCCAAGAUAUUUGGAGGAAGACCAGUGUACCUUAAAGUCAUAACCUUUAAUAAAAAUAUCUACUUGCGAUUUUCCAGAAUACUGAAUUCUUGUAACACUGCAGUGGCUCGUCCUGUUUCAUCAUGGAUGUGAAAUGAGUAAUAAGCAUGAGAUUUUGAAGGUUAGUGAAUUUUGGAAGCACAUGAAGUAUUAAAGAUAACUGAAAAAUUGUCCAUCUUUGUAAGACUAGAUUUUUUACUUGUUAUAGUCACACAGCAAAAUAUACAUUAAGAGAUUGUAGUCAGUUAAUAACUAUGUAGUCCAGCCUAUGGAAAAUGUUUACAAUUUAGACUCCUUGAAUUACAAAAUUAUGAAAUAAAUGGCACAUUCUUAGAGCCACAUAUUCUCACAGGGAAGAUGUAAUAUUUCCAAACCGAGUCUUUAACCACUGUUUUCACAGCCUUAUAAAAUUAUUGUUUAUGGAGUAAUAAUUUUGUUUCCCAUUAAGACAUUUGAAUAUAUAGCUGCAUAUGAUGUAAUACGCUUAGAUACAUAAAACAGGACACUUUGAUAAUGAAUUUUAUGCCUGAGUUGUAAAAAUGUAAUUAUGAUGCACUGAUUUUUAUUAUAUGUUUAUAUCUAUGAAAUGAGUGAAGUGUAUUUCACACAAAGAACUAUUGUUCUCGAAUUUUACAAAAUCCUCGCAAUACUGUUGCAACUUUGAGAGUGUAUAGUGUUGAAUCUAGUCACUAAAUAUUUCUUUCUACUGUUAGAGGGACGAAGAGGGAGACCUAAGCUGUACAUUUGUAAAACGAACCUACAUAUUAAUUGUAAUUAUAGUAUUAGGGAAGAUGAUUGUGGUAACACAAUGUUGUUUUCUAAGUAUUCCAAAUGUUAACCCUGAACAAAUUUUUAAGAGAAAGAAUAAAAAGUAAUUUGCUUGGACAUUAGAAGAAGAAACUUUUUCUAAGUUCUUAAAGGUUUACCAAAAGACGUCAUGACCACAAGCAGCACCGAGAAAAGCUUAGAACUGUCAACAUUUAACAGUGGUAGACAGAUGUGUAAAUACAUGCAUCUGAUACAGUGCAGAGUGACUUAUUUUUGUUUUACUGGACUGAAUUGCGUGUUGUAAUAUAUUACAAUAUUUUGUCUGACUGAUUUUGUAUAUUCAAUAAAACUUGAAAUACACUAUGUACAGAAACAAGAA
Molecule: messenger RNA, 6323 nt
Organism: Schistocerca gregaria
Lineage: Eukaryota; Metazoa; Arthropoda; Insecta; Orthoptera; Acrididae
Exons: 7
Coding region: 375-1634 (419 amino acids)
Source: RefSeq, a predicted model, not a curated record